Messenger RNA from Branchiostoma floridae (Florida lancelet), 3976 nucleotides. Its product is annotated as mucin-5AC-like. The coding region runs from base 1203 to 2384 and encodes 393 amino acids. NCBI's taxonomy places the organism in Eukaryota, Metazoa, Chordata, Leptocardii, Amphioxiformes, Branchiostomatidae. The transcript has 3 exons. The record is from RefSeq and is a predicted model, not a curated record.
UUUCAGACGGAUCUUUAGGGGAUUGACAACACACUUGUAUCAUGGUGGAGUUUACUAUUUUUACUAGAGUUAACAAUCCAAAACAGUUAAGGCAGAACUCCUUUUAGAGCCUCUGUACACCACUUUCUGCAUGAUCAGUAGACAAGAAUUCAGUUACGCUUCUUUCCUGAAGAAAUGUCAAAGGUCAUACACAGUACAGGUGCACAUAUCUUAUUAAAAUAAGAGAUUUGCUUUAGAAUUAAAACAGCAAUGCAGUGUACAUUUUCAAGACAAAUAUAACAAACAAAAUGUCUUCAUUUCAUUUCGAAAAGUACCAUAAUACCCUCCUUGAAUUUUCAUCAAACACACAAGUUGACUGUACAUUGACUCAAAACAAUCUGUAUUGUGUCAAAUCGAUAAUACAUUGCAACUUAAACUCAAUACCAAUAAAAGUGCAUCUUAGUACAUAUCUUUUUUUGGGAAAGCAGUUAUCAAAACUGUUAUUUUGUAAGACAAGAAUUGAAAAUCUUUCUGGUGAACUACUGAAAAUGCAAUGUGGUUUCCAUCUUUGCACUCUUACAGUCUUUGCCUUUAAAAAGGUUUGUUAUGAGUAAACAUUGCUGGUAAAAUGGCCAGAGGUGUUAUAUUACGGAUCUGUAGAACAACAAGCAAAGUGACAAUAAGUUAGUACACAGUUUAGGUGCCAUAUAAGGCAUGAGCAGACACACCCUGUACUUUAAAGUACACAGUGUCAGUUAGACGUGACAGACCACUUCACUUUUCUCACGGGGGUGAGAAAAGUAAAAUCAUCUUAUCUGUAGCAUUUAUGCCAUUACGUUUGGUGAUAUGAUAUUAUCAGUAAGUUCACAUAGUGUAAUAGUGAGAGAGAAAAUUAUUUGCUGUGAAAUUUGAUGGCAUUGGAUAAAUAUAUGUAAGAAAGCAGAGUGGCUAAAGAUGAGUUGGUAUGUCUCAUCUUGCAUCUUGAAGACACAGGUAGCAGAACACAGACAGCACAACUGAACCACUGAUGCCUUAAAUUCUGGAGAAGAACAGACCACCUGGUCAUCACAGAUCAGAAGAAUGUUUCCAGAUGCCAGAUUUAUGAGCGGCUAGCCCCAGACAGGAUGUCGUAAAACACCUGUGAGUUUCUUGUGUUGCAGGAAGUGGUAAGGACUUAGUGGCAGGUGACUUAGACCUCACAGUCAUAGUCUUUCCACAACAACAUGGAAGCCUUUAACUGGAUGUCAAGAUCAGCAUUUCCUCUGCUGUAUCUCGGAUUCUUUCUCCUGUUACCAACAUUGGGAGUACCUUCCUACAAAAUAGGACGACAGCUUCAAACAGUGACUACUGACACCGCAACGGUACCUUCAACAAGUGCCCUUAACACUGGUGGUACCACAGUCAGCUCUGCUGUAGGUACUUUCUCCAAAGGUACUGAUGGUAUUUCUUCCCAGCAAGGUGCCACCACAAGUACCAAUGGUGGUACAAUAACAGUAAGCCAUGGAACUGCUACUGUAAAUUCUUUGAAAAGUACUUUGUCGAUGACAACUACGCAAACAACUGAAACAAGCUCAGCAGUGCCUUCCAAAACAAUAAGUACGCCAACAGUCACUACCACUGGUGAAAACACUUCUCAAAAGUUCAGCACGCUUUCACCAUCAACCAUGGCAAGUACUGAACCCAAAGGAAGCACAUCCGUAUCAAAUACAACAGCAGAAAUGCUAGAAACAAUCCCACAAACAAUGCCUGGGACGACCGUUUUGAUGACUGACACAAUAAACACGACCAUGAAAGCGCCACUGUCUACCGCAAGCGGGGCAUACAACCAAACAAAUUCUACCAACACCAAAAACAUCACCGCUUCUAUAAAUCCCAGAAAUUCGACAACGGCUACCACAGAAGUGAACCAGACCUGGACAACAGAUACUUACAGCAGUUCCAUCAUGACUACGGUUGGAAAUGUAACAGGCCAGGGAUCAUCUUCUGUUCUUAACCCAGACCAAGUCAAGGGUCUGAUCAUGAUUUGUACCACCAUUGGCUUCCUGACCAUUCUCUCCAUCGUUUCCUACUCCCUCAAAGUGUGCUGGUGGGACAAACGAACCCCUGGAAAUGUUGAGAAGGGGAGAAAAGUCUACGAGGUUCCGCCAACAGCUCCUAGAAAAGUACCGAAGCGGAAGAAAUCCUUGCCGAGGGAUCCAAGGAGAGCCGGUAGAAGAGGUGACGAUCUAGAUUCUGACAGGCCAUACCAGACGUUUGACUACGACAAGUAUGAUCACGCGUACAUCCAACCCGUGGACCACCACCCCUCCGGUCGCUACGUGUACGCGUACGGUGGGUCGUCCAAGUCGUCCCUGGGGUCCAUGCCCGAGGAACCUGAGGACGUCUAUCUCAAGCUGCAUGAGUGAAACUCCUUUAUGUCUUGUAAGGUCCUGGUCAUGUUUACACAAUAGGUCCAAGACAGCAAAUGACUGUUUAGUAUCUAAUACUAGCUCAAAAAAGAACAAGGAAUAGUCAUGCCUUCAAGUUACCAACCUUGGAUUGAGGUGUUCAAAUAUUUGUACUUUCCCAGAACUAUAUAUAUCGUAGGGUGGAAUUUGUCAUCACCAAGCACAGUAGGGGCAUCUUCAUUGGAUAGUUUUAAAGAACACUUGCAGAUAGAUGUUCAAAAGUUAGGUAUGACGGAUCGUUCAGUUUAAUAUAAUCAGCUGCUUCCUCACCACAUGCCUGCGAGGCUGGUGUGUUAUGCCGAAGGGCAGCUACAUGUACACCAGCUAUAUGUAUAUAGAUACAGAUAUAUGCAGAUACAGAUACAGGAUUAAGGACGUUCUUGGGACAAUAAUGUGUAGAUGUGUCAUACAAAAAUCAAGUUCAGCUUUGUGACAGAAAAAGAUUAAGCCUUGAUAUAAUGUUUCUUAUAUCCAAAGCUUUUUUAAAAAUUCUAUGACAAAAAACUGAACAAUGAUCGUGCCUUAAGUAUGGACAGUUCAGAAUUUUGUUUUGGCUGUGCCAAAACAAAACUACACUGAAUGGCUUUCCAUCCAAAUCUGACUUACACUCUUUCAUGUAUGACAUGUAUUGUAUGAUGCAAAAUGCUGCUCUGGGAGAAAUCUAAAAGGAAGGUACUCUCUCACUGUUGCAUGUGUGAACAUUUAGAUCCUUAAAAAGCUUUGUAUUUGGUGUCGAUAUAAAAACGUUCCUGUAAAAUAAGUUUUAAGAGCUUGUUGUUUGUAGUUGUUGUUUUAUACAUGCUGAGUGAUGUACUACAUUUUUUAUCUAAGUCAGUGAUCAUCAUGAUCACAAAAGAUGUUUAAUGUAAGAUAUUGUUCCUUAGAGUUUUCAUUGACCUUUUUUCUUAUCAACAAUCUAUGUAGUCAAGUGCCAAAAGACUAUCCUUGCAGGAAGAAGGUUCAAAAUGUGCUAAAUGUAAAUAUCAAAAUGCACUAGUCUUACAACUUGCUGGUCAUGUUCUUCAAGAUUUUUAAACAGAAUGUAUAUUAUAUUAUUGUAAUAUUUGUAUUCUAGAGUAAAGAGCUUCAUGCUUUACCAACCGUAAUGAAAUAAUAAUAGGAAGAAAUGCUUUUUUUAGAUAAUUAUCCAUACAAAAUAAAGUGUUCUAAAACACCUGGUAAGAACAAAGCUCAAUACAAAGAUACCACAGUGACUGUAGUACAAACACCAACUACUGAAACAAACAAAAGACAUACAACUGUGUGAACUGUCCUUUAGUUUUUCUGAGGUAAGUUUAUCCUUAAGAUAUAUUUAAUACUGGCAUGACAGACUUUUGAAUCCAAGCAUCAAUUAAAUGUUUCAAAGAAAACAAACCACAACUGAUGUGCAUAAAUGUACAUUAAGUUAAGUGUAGAAAUUAUACAAGUAGGUACUUCACAUUGUACUAUUUCUAUGUGUCUGGUUGUAUGGUGGUUAAUCUUUAAUUAGCAGUGCAGAAGAUAUGUAAGAUGUGCUUUGAUGUUGAAUAUGAAUAAACAAGAUUGACUCA